AUGUCGGGCCAGCCUCUAAUGCAUCCUAAUCUCGAUGCUGAGCGCACAAGUCUUUACAGCAGGAGAUCCAAGCUACGCCUAGCUUGGAAAAAGAAUUUCAUACAAGAUUGGUGGGAUUCUGCCUAUGACGAAUACAUCUCUGGAAAUGAAUUCACCGAGCGCGAUAAAACAUUCUUAUUCCAACUAUUCAAAAAAUUUCUCCCAGAACGUGCAAGGCUUAGAGAAGCACUCUUCAAACAGGCUAUGUUGGAUAGAAUCAUCGGGCGACAAUGCCUUGAUGAUAUGGUCAAACUCUGUACAUCCACGGAGCGCGUGGUGUACUAUCCAGGACUCUAUCCAGUGGAGAAUUGCUGUCCAGUCUGCUCCAAGCCUAUGUCAGAUGUCGAAGACAAUCCUUGGGUGGCCCACCGUACCAACAACGCUAUGGCAAUGGGAAGCGUGCACACCGGCGGGAACAGCGUAAUUUUGUGCAAUUUUGCUAUCUCUGUGCAGAUAUUUGCUGUGAAGAAGGAAAAUGGAAGAGCCAUUGUCAAACGCAUCUGA
This is a messenger RNA of Penicillium waksmanii, 543 nucleotides long. RefSeq lists its product as uncharacterized. The record is from RefSeq and is a predicted model, not a curated record. NCBI's taxonomy places the organism in Eukaryota, Fungi, Ascomycota, Eurotiomycetes, Eurotiales, Aspergillaceae. The transcript has 2 exons. Bases 1 to 543 code for a protein of 180 amino acids.